Messenger RNA from Oncorhynchus keta (chum salmon), 5120 nucleotides. Its product is annotated as protein FAM214B-like. The transcript has 11 exons. Bases 1283 to 3397 code for a protein of 704 amino acids. NCBI's taxonomy places the organism in Eukaryota, Metazoa, Chordata, Actinopteri, Salmoniformes, Salmonidae. The record is from RefSeq and is a predicted model, not a curated record.
ACCAGUUUUAAAGGGACACUGCGCUAUUUCAUGGGCGAGGGCGAAAACAGCUAAAGCGCAGAAAAGCAUAUAAAUGCUAAAUAGCCAGCAAGCAACCGAGCGAGCAAGCUAUGUGGUCAGAGAGGAGAGGAGAGACGACAAGACGAGACGGAAAAAUUCCAUGAUCAACGAUGCAAUCAACUUCUCUUCGAAGAUAGCUAACGUUGGUUUUGAUGGCAAUCCGAUUGAUCUUUAAAUGUGAAAAGAGACACUUCAUGUGAAAUCGGACAGGGCUGUCCUGAAGCAAAGAUAAAAAGCAAAAAGUUAAACUCCGCUCCUGAGAUGAAGGAAAUGUCUCGUUAUUGAACACUUUACGUGUGAAGCCUGUCGUCCCCUUCAUGUAGCUGGUAGUUACUGCUCUGGACAAUGACCCAAUACACCUCCAGGCUGUGUAACUGCUAUUUGACCAAGAAGGAGAGAGAUGGAGUGCUGCAUCAGAUGACCUGGCCUCCACAAUCACCCGACCUCAACAUAAUUGAGAUGGUUUGGGAUGAGUUGGACCACAGAGUGAAGGAAAAGGAAAAUCAGCCAACAAGUGCUCAGCAUAUGUGGGAACUCCUUCAAGACUGUUGGAAAAGCAUUCCAGGUGUAGGUGGCUGAGAGAAUGCCAAGAGUGUGCAAAGCUGUCAUCAAGGCAAAGGGGUUUCUCUGUGGAAUGCCUGUGUCAUGAUGCCGUCGCUGAGACUCACCCUGCGUCCAGGUGACCAGGGAGGGCGUGUCGAGUCGUCAGCCAAUCACAGCAGGUGCUUUAGGAGAGUCAGUUCCUGUUUAUGUUCAUCAGUACUUCCUCUCAGAACCCUCCCGCCUCACUGAUGUCCUGCCCCCUCGGUGGUAGGUAGGUAGUUCCUGUAUCCAUCUCUUCCAUCACUUCCUCUUCCUCCUGAAGCCCCGCCCCUUACUGUCUGGCUGUGUGGGGAUGCUGGUGCUAGCUGGCACUGUUCGUAACUAUGGUGAUAGUCAGGUAACCGUGGUAAGAGGAAUCUGUGGGCACAGCUUCCUGAUGUUGUGCCAGGUGCUGACUGGACAGGAGGGCACCAUCGAACGGACGGGCACAGAGGUGCUGUGCAACUCUGCUUCCUAGUUUACACUGAUGACAUCACAACAGGAAGUAUAGGACCUAUCUUACUGAGAUCUCCGCCUCCUUGCACUUUCUAGAACUUCUUGUUGCUGCUACUCGACUUCCUGUUGCAAGUCUCUCAGACACUUUAAGGCUCUGACCUCUCACCUCUGAACCCAAGCAGCCAUGAGGCACAUUCACGUAGAACUGACACGCAGCAGCAAGGAGGAGCUGGCUCCUGUGGAGCUUCCAUCCCAGGAUGGGGACCUGCCUCCUCCCGCGGCCCCCUCACAGGUCCCCGACCUUGGGGUGAUGAGACCGGGGGUGGUGGUUCCCAAGCCCUUUGGUCAUGAGCAGCUGCGUCUCCAGAAGGUCUAUCAGCUCUCCAUCUUCUCCCAGCUUGGGGGGUUCUCAGCCUCCGAGCUCCCCAGAACCAGUGAGGCCCAGCCGGGGCAUGUCCAGCCGGGUCAGGUCCAGCGGACUGACAGGGUGGGGGUCAAGAGAGGACAGGGUGGGGUUCAAGAGGAUUCCCAUCUAACACACAAAUGGCCCCACCUGGCUGGGGACCUCGACAGGGAAAGGGAUGGAGGGGUGCUGUCAGGGUCAGGACCUGGGGUAGGAUUGGAUGUCGGAAUGGGGGUAGGGAUGGGGGUGGGGCAGGGGCCUGUAUCCUCCUGCAUCAUGGUGGAUCACAGAGACUCAGAUGGGGGCCUGUCGCCUAGAUCCCCCCCACCUGCACCCCUCUCUCCGGGCCACACCCCCGCCCGACGCCCUGCCCAGCACAAUCAUGACAGGCCCGUCCCGGACCUGUGGGCCCCGCUGUCGCCCAAACCAUCCCCCAUGGUCGAGCCCCACAGCCCUCCUGGCUCCCGCAGCCCCUUUCCCAGCAUAGAGUCUCCUCCUGGGGGCGACGCGUCAGCCUGCUCCCUGGGCAAUCCUGGAGGGUCUGGGGAGGGCUGCAGUAGUGGCUCCUCAUUGGGACAGCAUCAGCCCAACUGCUGCACUGACGGCCCCCGUGGGGCCCUUGGGGCAUUCGACACCCGUAGCCCUCCUGGAGGACCUCCCCUCGGACCUCCAGGCUCCCUCACCCACCGCUUCCUUCCCACCACAGACCCCCAGGAGCCUGGGGAGGGUAGGGAGUGGGGGGCCAAGCUGGAGUCCUCACCGCCCCAUCCCAGUGCCGCCGCCUUCAACUCCACUAGUGGCCCGAGCUCCGUGGAGAAGACCCCCAGCACCAGCAGCCUGAGCUCCGUGGAGAAGACCCCCAGCACCAGCAGCCUGAGCUCCGUGGAGAAGACCCCCAGCACCAGCGGCCUCCGUGGGAUCUCUUCGGGUCCCUGCCCGGCCAAGAAGAAACUGCUAUCAUCCAGCGACACGGGAGAGUCGUGUUCGGAGGACGAGGGCCCCUCCACCUCUAAGAGGAGCCGUCUGGCCCUGCUGGCCCCGGGGUUAGGGCUGGCCUCCUGCAGGGGCACCGAUGCCAAAGCUGCCCCCUUCUGGAACCACCUGCUGCCCAACGCACGGGACCCAAACCACACCAAGAGUUUAUCAGAAUGCAGAGGAGCCAGCAGAAGGCUGAAAAGUGGGAUGCGCCUGAAAAGUCGACAGCUAUGUAGUGGGCGGCGUACAGACACCUUGGGUCGCACUGCUCGGUCCGGCUGGCCCUCUUCUUCCAUCAGCCGUUCACUACUGGGUAACUUUGAGGAGUCGAUCCUGAAGGGUCGUUUCUCUCCGUCGGGUCGUAUCGAGGGCUUCACAGCAGAGAUCGGUGCCAGCGGAUCCUACUGCCCUCAACACGCCACUCUGCCUGUACACGUCACCUACUACGACAUCUCAGAGCACAGCGCACCCUCACCCUUCCUGGGGGUGAUCUCCUUGGAGCCUUUAGGAAAGAAGGGAUACAGCGUACCCAAAGCAGGGACCACCCAAGUGACCUUAUUCAACCCCAAUAAAACUGUGGUGAAGAUGUUCCUCGUGACCUAUAACUUUGGGGAUAUGCCCGUCAAUCACAUGACCUUCCUUCGUCACCGCAUCUUCCUGGUUCCCGUUGAGGAGGCGGGGCCAGAGGCGAAGGGGGGUGGGCCUCCAGAGCCCAGGGCCACGCCCACAGAGAGGAGGAAGAUUCUCUGCUACCUGAUACACCUCAGAUUCCAGAGCUCUAAAUCUGGGAAGAUCUACUUGCACAACGAUAUCCGGCUGCUAUUCUCCCGCAAGUCCAUCGAGGUGGACACGGGGAUCCCUUACGAGCUCAAAUCUUUCACCGAGGUGCCAAGAAACCCCAAAUACUCCCCCCGCGUGUGAGCCUAUGAUGAACCCGCGACCCCUGACCCCAUCACCAACGCAGCCCAUUCCUGGAACUGGGCACAGAGAGAUAAACAGACAGACAUGGACAAGAAAACUUGAAAAUAUUAUUCAUUCAAACACACGCAUAUAUACUGAGUAUACAAAACAUUAAGGACACCUUCCCUAAUAUUGAGUUGCACUCCCUCUAUUGCCCUCAGAACAGCCUCGGUUCAUCAGGUUAUGGACUCUACAAGGUGUUGAAAGCGUUCCACAGGGAUGCUGGGCCGUGUUGACUCCAAUGCUUCCUACAGUUGUAUCAAGUUGGCUGGAUGUCCUUUGGGUGGUGGUCCAUGUUGACUCCAAUGCUUCCUACAGUUGUAUCAAGUUGGCUAGAUGUCCUUUGGGUGGUGGACCAUUCUUCAGACGGGAAACUGUUGAGCGUUAAAAACCCAGCAGCGUUGCAGUUCUUGACACAAACAGGUGCUCCUGGCACCUACUACCACGCCCUGUUCAAAGAACCUUAAAUAUUUUGUCUUGCUCAUUCACCCUCUGAAUGACACACAUACACAAUCCAUGUCUCAGUUGUCUCAAGGCUUAAAGAUCCUUCUUUAACCCGUCUCCUCCCCUUAAUCUACACUGAUUUGAAGUGGAUGGAACAAGUGACAUUAAUUUGGGACCAAAGCUUUCAUCUAGAUGCACCUGGUCAUGGAAAGAGCAGGUGUACUUAAUGUUUUGUACAGUCAGUGUAUAUACAUACACAGAAACACACAAAAUGCACAGACAAGCAUCGAUCAAUACAUGCACACAGGCAAAGCAGCCUCACGUGUAUAUACACAACUCACAGUACACAUGAACACUCAGUGGUGAAAUUCAUCUAGAGUUGAGUGUUAACAUGCCUUGUGACUAACCUAAAAAAACAGUUUUCCUCUCGAGCCGUUCGUUUCACACACAAACAGUCGUUUACUCUGCCUGCACCCCCCCCCCUUCCCAAUGGUGGACCAAUGACAACUCUGCAUCCGCCCCCCCUCCCCAAUGGUGGACCAAUGACAAGUCUGCACCCGCCCCCCCUCCCCAAUGGUGGACCAAUGACAACUCUGCACCCGCCCCCCCUCUCCAAUGGUGGACCAAUGACAACUCUGCCACCGCAACCAGCCAGUCAAUAGAAUGCCGGGGAGCCGCUAAUGACGCACACUUUGUAAGAAGAGGACUGGAGAGCCUUAAACAAGCACAUCCCAGUAAGGGGGAGGGGGGCACAAAACAAACGUUAUUAAACCAUUAAACUGGGGAAGAGAUGAGAGAAGAAGAGAGACAGAGGAACACUAGUGAAACAACGACUGAAUUCAAUCAAUUGAAGAAUAAAGAUUGGACGUCAGAUGUUUGACACAUCCUGCAAACGCCAAAACAAUUGACUACACUCAGGACUUGUACUGUUUUGAUUGAAGCCUACAGAUGAUCCAGUGAGCCCUCCCCCAUUUCAAGCAUCAUGGUACGGACCACUGUGUAGGUAGGAUGCAAGGGUAAGGGGAACAUACCAUGGUGUAGGUGGGCCCCUUUUUAUGUAGACUGGCGGAGGGACACUGUGUUUUAGUUUAUUUUCUGUUCAAAACAGUCCAGAAAACAGAGCAGAAAAGAAAAAACUGUAGUAUUUAAUUUGUUUUUUCAAAUGUCUUAAAUAGCAAUAUGCUGCAUAAAUAGAGUGUGUUUUCAUUCAGACUACUGUCUGCAUCCCAAAAGGACCCCU